Molecule: messenger RNA, 486 nt
Organism: Brugia malayi
Lineage: Eukaryota; Metazoa; Nematoda; Chromadorea; Rhabditida; Onchocercidae
Gene: Bma-lin-33
Exons: 3
Coding region: 1-486 (161 amino acids)
Source: RefSeq, a predicted model, not a curated record
AUGUCGGAAAGUGAAGAAUCGGAAAUAUGUAGCGUAGGUGUACAUAGUGCUGGCGUUUCUGUAUCACGUGACACCGGUACCAAAGUCGAUCUCAUCCUCAGAAUCGGUGGCUUACGGAAGCGACGCAAUUUUUUUGCAUCACUUAUAAGCGCCUUCAAGAAACCAUCUGAUCCUUCGAAAAUGUGUGCAAAUGCUACCUUUACUAUGUUUAAUUUAACACCUUCUUCAUUACAAUUUUCCAUUGAUGUACAAACUGAGCGGCGAGGAAGACGUAAAAAAGGCAAUACAAACCGUGUAGAUACUUAUACAUGCUUCAUUCGGAAAUUUCCAAGCAAUGUGAAUCCUGAUUCAGCAGAGUUUGAGGUAAUGGAACCGACGAGUGGAAGCUGCUUUAUUUUGCUGAGUCUAAUGAAAAUUGACAAUUUGGCGAUAAACUGGAAAGAAUUUCAAGACACGAACGGGACUAUAGACUUGUCUUCUGUUUAA